ACCAGCAACCCGCAGAGAUUAACGGCUCUGUGUCCUCCGCUGUAUAUUUUGGGGAACCUUUGAACCACUCCCCCUGUUACUGAGAGUAGACCUACUCGUGCUACAGCUGACACACCACCAUGGCCACGUCUCCCGUCAAAGACUUCCUGGUUACCUAUGUAAUGCCAGAAAAAUGUUACGAGAGGAUUUUUGUCAGUUUUUACAUUAACGGGCCUUGCCUAAAGUUCAUCAUGAGCAGAGCUGUCGGGUUAUGGAUCUUACUGGACACUUUCCUGGCACAGCUGCUUCAGCUGUUGACGAUACUGUGGAGAGGAAGUGCAGAUGGCCUGAGUCUGUCCUCUGUGCUGCUGCAACUAUAUGCUUUCUCAUGUCCUGUUGUGUACGCCAUAGCCAACAACUUCCCACUCUUUGCCUGGGGUGAGAGGCUCUUUGCCUUGGCCCAGACUGCAGCGAUUGUCUUCCUCAUCCUGCAUUAUCGUGGUGAAACACUAAAAGGCAUGUUGGUCCUCUUGGCUUACGGGUGUCUAAUGCUCCUUCUGGGCUCCUACGCAGCAGCGGCAGCUGUCUCAGUGAUGCACACCUCAAGUUUGGCAGCUUUAAUUGCAAGCAAGGUUCUUCAGGCUGGAACCAACUACCGUAACGGCCAUACAGGCCAACUGUCAACUCUGUCUGUGUUACUAUCGUGGGCAGCGUCUCUGGGUGUGAUCUUUGUGUCUCUGCAGGAGACCGAAAGCUUGUUUGCCACUCUGUCACACACAGUGUCAGCCUGUCUCAGCGGGAUCCUCCUGAUCCAGGUCCUCUGCUACAGGCGCAACACCGCCACCUCUAGAAAGAAGAAUGAGUAGAGGAGGAGGAUUGGGUGACAAAUGAACACUCAGAAUAUGUUGCUCCUUCCUGUCAUUUUGUCAUGUUUACAGUGUUGUUUCUACAUCUAUGCCGGUGUUCUACACACAGAUCUACUUUAAAAACAAGUGUCUGUGUAAAUGACAACUCUCAUUGUCUUGCUAUUUAAUCAUUUUAGACAUGUUAUUACUGUCGUUAGUUCACCAUUAUUGUGAGGGUGAGGGGAUAAAAAGAACUAUUGUCGCUCUCCAGUGAUUGAAAUAAGAUGACUCUUCUCUUUGAGGUAACACAGCUUUCAAUUGUAUCUGCAGGUGACAGUCAGUUGUUGAGUGUGUUUGGGUUAACUGCUUUCAAUUCAAGUACAAACUGACAGAUCAUCUACAACAAUUCUUCCUCAAAUUCUUAAUGUCUGAGUACGGUAAUCCUGAUGCUGCAGACAGGAACAAACAUCCAAGCUUUUGUCAGAUCAGGUAAUUUCCCUGAUUAUUUCCUCCUCUAUGGGUGAUGGAACAUUCCGAUGAUGAUUCAUGCCAUGUCGUGUCAGAGUUACUGCUGCUGUAGUUCUACUCAUACAUUUCCAAGCAUCAAACAGCUUCACCAAAUGGGAUGUUCUUAAUGCAAGAUUACCCAACACCUUACUGUAAACUGGGAGCAGGAAGUUUAGCGUUUAGCUUGAGGGUUUUUUCCGUAAGGAGUGUCAAUAAUGCUGUUGUCCAGAUCUCAGAGAUUGCACGCCAUCAACCUUAAAGUUAUUUUUUACCAACAUAUAGGAUUUGGAAUAUAAUGUAACUUGUUGAUGUUUUUAGAUGAAUUCCUGAGCACCAGUUGUGUCUGUAAACACUUUUUAUGAAUUAUUUGGACUGGCUUCUGAGCUAAUGGCAGCCACUGUGGACGAAGUGUUCAGUAAUACUCGGGACAUUUGUAGGAGCUCUGCCAAGACACACUAAGGUGACCAUGGCAGCAUACGUGCACCAAUGACACAUUACCUUGCUUGUUUUGGCAAUUACUUGUUUGUUUCCAGCCAACUUAACAGUCAAAUACUAGUAAUGUGGCUCACCAGCUAUGUAUAAUAAACCAUUUCUUUGUGGGGUUCCACAUUUAUGGAUUUUCUUACUUUCAUACCAGUUUCAUAAUUGCACUCUGAACUGAAUUUAAUAAUACUGUGAAUUGUCUCUUAACAGUCAGAAACAAAAUUAAAGAAUUAACAGAGUUAUCACCUUCAGUCACCAUUAUGUUUGGUCUGUUAAAGGGCCGAGGCAUAUGAAAACAUUAUCUGCGUAUACAUAAAUAAAACAACCUCCUACUAACGCUGUUAUGUUAUGUUGGCAUUUUAACCCAGUUUGUUGUCCAAAGCAUAGCACUGACUGUCACUACCAGUUUAGCAAUGAUAGGUGCCAAUGCUACAGGCUAUGCCAUAAUGGAUUAUGGAGAAGUUCAUUAGUCUCAGCAUUUAAUUAUUUAAAAAAUAUUAAGAAAAACAGACAUUUUUGGUGCAUGCAGGUAGAUUAAAAGACAACAGCUUCUUAUGUGAUAGGGAUGCACCUCCAAUGAUAUUUACAUCUGCGUCGCAUAAACAGUGCGUUUGGGUUGGUAUUGUGAGCAUGUUGACGUUGGUAUUAUAUCAAAUUACCACUGUCCACAAAUACAGCAGCUAGCAUUGCUGCAAUCUAUCAAUCAAAAAUGGUGCUCAAAACAGGGUACCUUGAUAAAUGCAUACGAAAUGUGAAAACACAGAGUGAUGCACUUUCUGUUCUCUAAUAAUUCAGUUGAUAGGGAAAUUCAUGAAUUGGUCAGUUUUGAAUUACAUGUUCAGAACAUCACUCAUACAGAACAUUACAAUUCUUGUAAACUGGAGGAACUGAACCUCAGGCCUGAACCUCCUUAAUUACAAUUUGGGACACUUUAGUACUAAAGGUUGAGUAUAGUUUGAUAAUAAAUGAACAUUUCCUUUUUUGUCAUGUUCAAUUGUUAUGAAACAAGGUAACACCCCAAUGUCAGUCAAUAAAAAGUCAGAUCAUUUGUUUGCUCUUCAAGUCCAUUGUACAGACAUAUUACAGAAAAUAACCGAGUGCAUUCAGUGAGACAUUCAUGGAACACAACUAAGCUGCUGCAUGUAGCAUUUAUUAAUUAUGGCUCAGCUCUUAUAACAACGUGAGUUUUUUAUGAUACAAAUUUCAUCCAAGACUUUACAUUGGAACCAUCUGCGAAUGAAUUGAGCAAUUAUCAAAAAAAGUAUCAAAAGUACAUUUAGCAUUUUGCAUGUAUUUCACAUUAUCUAUUGCUCCUCAGGCUCCUAAAUUAUAUAAACUAAGCAGUAACUAUUGUUUGUAGUCGUGGUAGACCACAGUCAACAGGUUUCCAUUCACACACAGCAUA
Molecule: messenger RNA, 3219 nt
Organism: Etheostoma spectabile (orangethroat darter)
Lineage: Eukaryota; Metazoa; Chordata; Actinopteri; Perciformes; Percidae
Product: mannose-P-dolichol utilization defect 1 protein
Exons: 7
Coding region: 120-845 (241 amino acids)
Biological process (GO): oligosaccharide biosynthetic process
Source: RefSeq, a predicted model, not a curated record